Molecule: messenger RNA, 459 nt
Organism: Caenorhabditis elegans
Lineage: Eukaryota; Metazoa; Nematoda; Chromadorea; Rhabditida; Rhabditidae
Gene: F36A4.1
Product: DUF870 domain-containing protein
Exons: 3
Coding region: 7-321 (104 amino acids)
Source: RefSeq, marked reviewed
UGUCGAAUGCAUCUGCCAACAAUUUGCUUGGUCAUCCUAUGCUCUCUAGCCAACGGAAAGCUUCUCUUUGAAGCAGACAUCACCUGCAAUAUUCCUGGCGCACAUUGGUGUGGAGAAAUCUAUGUUUUGGAGAAAAAUUUGAUCAAGGACGACAAGCUGAAACAUGAGAAAUUUUGCACGUCGGAACGUACAAAGUCACUUGAGUACACUAUCGACCCUACUGACUUUCCUAUAGAAAACUACGAGAUCUUCUACAAAUUAAAUCAUAAUGUUCUGCAAAUGGAAAAACGUAUUGUGUGCAGCCUAGAAAACCGGAAAUAGUUGAUAGACGUCCCGGUCAACGCGUACACUUUGAUAUCAAAGCUCUUACAAAUGGCCAACCAUGGAGAUGUAGGGCGCCUUUCUUUUUCUGGCCGGGAAUGUUUUAACGUCUGUAUAAAUGAGGUCGGAUUGCUCAAA